CUCGUCAAAACAAAGCGGGGGCGAGCCGGAGCGAGCAAGCGGCGGCGGUUCUUGCUUCAUGAAUGAGUCCCCCUCCACUGCUGCGCCGCAGGUCGGACCUUUCAACCGCCUGCCUGCACCCUGAUGCCCGUGAGGGUACGCAAACCGGCGGGUAACAGUACAGGAGCCACCCGCUGAUGAACCCGGACAGUAAACACUUCCCCUCAGCACUACAUGACCGUUUCAUCCCAGCAGGAGCCACACGACAGGAUCAGGAACGAUGCUUGAUGGACUGCGGCGGAGGCACGCCUCCCGGCCCUCUCCUCGACCCCUGUCACUCAACUUUAGCACCUUCUCGCCCCCUCCGCCGAGCCCGGACUUGGACAGCAGCAGUGAGCAUCCAAUCAGGAGGACUCUGCACCGGCUGAAGUUGAUGAGCUCGCCCAGCCUCAGUGAGCUGGGGAAGAGUGAGAAAAGUUCGCCAGAGGACCGAGGUGAGAAGCAGAAGAGGGCAGGAGCCAACGCCACCUGGAACAGCAUCCACAAUGCUGUGAUAGCAGUCUUCCAAAAGAAGGGCUUGGGAGAUAAUGAACUUUACAUCCUUAAUGAGGGUGUCCGACAUCUGUUAAAGACUGAGCUGGGAUCCUUCUUCACAGAAUACCUUCAGAAUCAGCUGCUAACAAAAGGCAUGGUCAUCCUGCGGGACAAAAUACGAUUCUACGAAGGUCAGAAGUUACUCGACUCUCUGGCAGAGACCUGGGACUUCUUCUUCUGUGAUGUUCUCUCAAUGCUGCAGGCCAUCUUCCACCCAGUUCAGGGUAAGGAGCCUUCUGUCCGACAGCUCGCCCUGCUGCACUUCAGGAACACCAUAGUCCUCAGUGUAAAGUUAGAGGAUGCCCUGUCUCGACCGCGUGCCCGCGUGCCUCCCUCUGUUACACAAAUGCUGCUCAUUCUACAGGGGGUCCAUGAGCCACGUGGUGUGACCGAGGAAUACCUGAGGUUGGAGUCUCUGGUUCAGAAGGUGGUCUCACCCUACCUGGGCACCCAUGGGCUUUACUCUGGAAACGAUGCUGAAGAUCACUGCAGUGUUCUGGAGAAGCCUUGGGGCUGGUCCAAGGCUGCGGAUCAACCAUCUAAAAACCCUGUGGUACGAUCAAAGAGCUACAAUGUUCCUCUGCUGCUGACCCCAGUGGCUGAGUAUGACCCAGAUGCCAACUCGGCUGGCAGUGGAGGAAUUCGGCGUCACUCGGCCUGCGAGAUUAUAUCGUGCCUGGAGGAGCAAGGACUGGCCUACGCUGACCUAGCUCCAGGAUCAGAACUGUCUGGCUCCUCCUCCAACAGGCUGCGUGUGGACUCUCAGUUCAAUGGUAUAGUACAAGCAGGAGCCAGUGCCAUGGACUUGCCUCUGCUGUCUCCCUCCAUCCUCCCACUUCAUUCCUCAGGAGCUCUCCAUGGCACCGAGGCCACAACAACAAUGACUGAUCUCAGUAAGGGAGCAUCCUCCACGCCGCCCAGUGAAUCAUCCAGCCCUGAAACCAUAAUUGGACAAGUGCUAGAGUCUGCAGACUCAGGCCCAGACGGGAUAUUUAUUGAUUUCCCAUCUCACUCCUCAGAGGCAAUGGGGCUCAGCCAUGAGGGCAGGCAGAGCACUGUCUAACUGUGGUUGCCUUUAGGGAUGCACCCCCAGUCUUACGUUUCAAAUGGGUACCAUCUUACUGUUUUUUUUCUGAAGUACAACAAAUUUUCAUGACUAGUUCCUUCCAAGUGCUUUCACUGAUGAAUGAAAACCUUUCUGUUCUUAACAUAAAACAAAGAAAAGAAAAACACGAUUGUUCAACAAGUGGUACUGUUAUUAAAGGACUCAAGGAUGCAUCUGAUGGUACUCCACAUUUUUACUAUUGACAACAAGUCCCUUAAAAAGACUAAAAUCAACAAAGAAUUGUUUGUUAUUAACAAAUCCACCAUUAUUUUAAACAUAUCAAUAAGCCACACACUUGGACUGUAACAUUCCUAUUUCUUUUUUUAAUUUCUACUUGACAUGCACCACAAUAGUUUUGGCUUAUAUUAUAUUUAAAGUGAAACCAUAACACCAUUUCAUAACCAUCUCGAAUCACCUCUUUUAGAAUGUUAUUUUGAAAUACUACCUUUAUCAAAAGUCUUGUAAAAAGUCUGCUGACCCAAAUUAAGGUUUUAAAAAGCUUUUAUCAACAUUUCUCACCAUCUUUGCUGUUGCAGAAAAUUCUUACAGGAUUCUUUAAGUCUCACUGUUAUAACAUCUCUACUGUAACUCAGUCCUAAAGACUUACAGCUUAAGUAUUAAUAAAUGGGCUUAGGUGAGAGACAUGGCCAGACUGACACAUUGCUUUUUUUUCCACAUGAUUUUUUGACAAUAAGAAAAAUAUUAAAACUAGGAAGUGUUUUCAGGCUUAUCCUUUACCCCACGGAGGCACUUUUAAGUGAGGGUAAAAUUUGAAAUGAUAAGGAUUUCACACAACAGAAGAUUUUCUUACCUCUGCAGAAGAGCAGGCUACCACAGCCACAAAUUACCUGGAGAAACAUUACAUACACAUCAUAUUUUAUUUCAUGAAUUUACUUUGUAAAUGUGUAAUCUGAAAUGGUUUUAUAUUUUCUGUCUUCACUCUGUCGUGCGCUGCCCGGUGGUAACGAGGUCCUCCGCUCUCGUGUGUCAGCAGCGCUCGAAGAGUCUGACGCAAAAUUCUCUUUCCAGAGCAAACAUCAGUGUGACGGCAUUUUUCCACUUUUGAGUGUGACAAACAGGACAAUGUUUAUUGUUUACAUUUGACAAGAUAUGAAGAUUUUGACUGAAUGUUGUCUCACACACUGUAUUUUUGCACCACCACUACCUUGUAAAUAAAACUGCAUUGUUUUUUUUGUUUUGUUGUUUGUUUUGUUUUUCUGUGUUUAGUUUUUUUCUUUUUUUAGGCCAGCUUGAUGGUGUAAAGUGAGCAUUUACCUUGAGGAGAACUUAAAUUUUUAAUAAGGGCUUUUUAACUGAAUCUUUUUCAAUGAUGUUUUACCUCAAGUGUUUUGUACUUUACUUUUUUGACAAUCUAUGAUGUCUAUGGAGUUGUACUUUGUAUUAAUUUGUAAUACUAGCCCAGUAAAAAAUAAAUAAAUAAAUCUGAGGAAUCU
Archocentrus centrarchus (flier cichlid) is the source of this 3132-nucleotide messenger RNA. It is a transcript of the gene prr5a, whose product is annotated as proline rich 5a (renal). The transcript is spliced from 11 exons. Gene Ontology annotation, biological process: TORC2 signaling. Bases 260 to 1636 code for a protein of 458 amino acids. NCBI's taxonomy places the organism in Eukaryota, Metazoa, Chordata, Actinopteri, Cichliformes, Cichlidae. Gene Ontology annotation, cellular component: TORC2 complex. The record is from RefSeq and is a predicted model, not a curated record.